Messenger RNA from Eurytemora carolleeae, 459 nucleotides. RefSeq names its product M-phase phosphoprotein 6 (gene Mpp6). Gene Ontology annotation, biological process: maturation of 5.8S rRNA. Lineage: Eukaryota; Metazoa; Arthropoda; Copepoda; Calanoida; Temoridae. The transcript has 4 exons. The coding region runs from base 20 to 403 and encodes 127 amino acids. The record is from RefSeq and is a predicted model, not a curated record.
GUUUUAAACAAAAAUCAAUAUGUUUAGAUAUAUUCUGGAGUCUAGUUAUGUUCCAAUAGAGAAUCUCAAGUUUGGCCGAGUAUCCUACAAGGGAAUGAACCCUGAGAUAGAAACCAUCAUGUUAGAGGACACAACACGGGAAGAAAACCUGAGACAAGUUGAGCUGGAAGUAACAGAUCAGGAGAUGGCAGAGAGAUACAGUAAUCUGGUCGGAACCAUCAACAACAAGUUCAACAAGAAGCGUGACAAGGAAGGAAAACGUGUUGGGAGCAAAGGAACAAAUGCGUCAAAUAAUCCACAAAUUAUGGCUCAAGCGGCAUCAUUUCUUGCACAGGUGCGAAAAGAAACAGAACAGAAUCUUGCGAAGAAAGCAAAUUUCCAGAAACCCUCCGAAGAUGAAUAAAAUGUUCAUUCAAAAAUUAAUUGUGAUAAUUUUAUUAUAUUUUUUUCUUGUGUCAA